Molecule: messenger RNA, 2121 nt
Organism: Aspergillus nomiae NRRL 13137
Lineage: Eukaryota; Fungi; Ascomycota; Eurotiomycetes; Eurotiales; Aspergillaceae
Exons: 3
Coding region: 1-2121 (706 amino acids)
Molecular function (GO): protein binding
Source: RefSeq, a predicted model, not a curated record
AUGCGAGCGGUAGAGGUGUCAUUGGAUAGCGGCCCGGUCUCGACCCCCCGUGGGUACGAGUCUCUGGCAGGCCGAUUCGUUCAGAAUUACAACGGAGGGCAAGCAGCUGCUAGUGCAGCACCCGUCGCAAAUAUGGACAACAGUCAAAAUGGGCAAUAUCCAGGAACGGGCUCCCAGGCUUCCACGGGCUCCCAAGGCUCACAAAGCUGGCAGGGCUCCCAAGGCUCACAAAGCUGGCAAGGCUCCCAGGCUCCCAGGUUUCACAGGCUUCACAGGGGUUCCCAAGGGUCGCAGGGCGCCUGGGGUCAGAGCUGGGGAGGAGCACAGAGUCCUAGUCAGAACGUUGGUGGACAGGCCCUGGGGGCGAGUACGGUCCUUCAGCAAGUUGCGACCGAAAAUACAGGUCAAUACACCUGGAAGCCCAACGGGGAGGCAACUCAGCUGCAGACCAGCACUCAAAGCGGAGCCACAAGCAGUCUCAGUCAGUCAACGACCACCAGCCAACUGAGGACCACCAGCCAGACGAGCAGCACUACCAGCCAGGCGACAAGCACUACGAGUGGCACGACAACAACCCAGAGUCAAUCGACCAGUACCAACACUCAACCGACAACACUGGAGACUCGCGUCUCUCACACGGCGACCGCAACGGCAACUGACGGUGCACAUGAAGUCGCGGCGACCAGCACCGGCACAGCCCAUCACGGGGUGACCAAGCUCGACACCAGCGCAUAUGCAGCGGUUGCAGUUUGCGCUGGGGUCGGAAUCAUAGCCGCGUUUGUCCUGUUCUCGUUAUACCGAAAGCGGCGGCGGGCGAAAGCAAUAGCUCGCGCGAAAGAGCUUAGAAGACGACAUGGGGGACCGAAACCUGGACAGUUGGAAGCAAACAGCAGCGUCAAUACCUUGCCGCAGCUCUUCCUCGCGAGCAAAACCGCACUCUUCAGCGUGGUUUCUCUACGCUCAUCCAAUGAGAAGGACGAUUUUGGCAGCGAUCGCGGUCCCGCGGAAAAACAGAUACCACUGAGUGCCCCUCCUCAGUAUGGGAAAUCUCAACUCAGUGCCGUGAGUGUGCCAAGGAGUGCUGGGAGCCAGAGUGAUAGUGGUAGCAUUUCUGACGCCAGUACUGUCGCCGGCACUCCCUCUCGUCAUCCAACAUUCCGGCAGCCUACUGAACUCCAUUACGAUACCUGCAGCACAUCUGAUCAUCCCUCGGACGAUGGUGCCAGCGAACAUCGCCCAGGACUGUACAGGCGGCUUACGGAGCGGGUCGCGAGCAUUCGGACGCGUUCAAAGCAGCCCAAACGAGGGCAUCGCCACUGUCUUAGCGCACCAAACGAAAUCAUUACCAAUCGCUUUGCCUCUCCCAUAGUGAGGCCGGUUCAUGAGAUAGAUCACGAUCGCCACAAUACUUCCGACGAUGAUACUGACCAGAGUACACGCAGCCAACCUCAUGGAAUUCAGAUCACAGAGAACCAGAAUGAGUCUCGCAGCACGUCGGACGAUGAAGCCGACAAUUCCACGGAGACUCCCAAUGAUUCUCGCAGUACCUCCGGUGACGGUGGCGACCAUAAUGCUUCCUUUGAGCGUCCGCCACUCAAGACGAGGGGGAGCUUUAAGGAACGUGUCACCGGUCUGGCCAAGCUGCCCAGGAUGCCCAGUAUAAACUCCCUCUACAAAGCAUCCGCCGCAUCCUCCAUCGAGGAGAAAGAUCGCCCAGGGGCCAAACUAUCCACGAUUCCAGACGAUGAAAUGGAAGACAACCGGCUUGUCACCUCCUAUGCGCCUUCCACCUUCAAGACAUACUCCGUUGACAUGGAAUUCUCUCCAGUCAACGACACUCAGAUCAAACUGGCUCUGGGCCAGUCAGUCAUAAUAUACCAGGUCUAUGAUCACGGUUGGGUACAUUGUCUCAACCGCGACACUGGCCAAGAUGGCCUGGCGCCGCGAGCCUGCCUCUCGAUAUGGCCAACCAACCGGCCCCCGAGCAACAGAGCUGUCAGCGAUGUGACCUUGUAUCCACCGCAGAUGAACGUCUCUGUCACGUCGCUCGGCUCUUCACGCCCUAUGUCCCCAAUCACUCGCUUUUACAGCCACCGUUGUCCUUCUUCACCCGCAAUUUAA